This is a messenger RNA of Verticillium alfalfae VaMs.102, 1617 nucleotides long. RefSeq names its product transport Sec1b. The coding region runs from base 1 to 1617 and encodes 538 amino acids. Gene Ontology annotation, biological process: vesicle-mediated transport; intracellular protein transport. Gene Ontology annotation, molecular function: syntaxin binding. Lineage: Eukaryota; Fungi; Ascomycota; Sordariomycetes; Glomerellales; Plectosphaerellaceae. Gene Ontology annotation, cellular component: plasma membrane; secretory granule. The record is from RefSeq and is a predicted model, not a curated record. The transcript is spliced from 4 exons.
AUGGGCGGCCCUUCCAUCAUCCAGGAGCAGCGUGAUCUCUUGCUCAGCACCAUCAAGAACAUCACGCGAGGCGACGUAAGCCAUCAAGCCCUUUCCUCACCCAACCUCCACGCUCCAGACACGACAAGAUGCAAGACUGACCGAGACGAUCCUGUGCAGUGGAAGGUCCUCGUCGUGGACGAGAGCGCGAACAAGCUGAUUGAAAAUGUCGCUACCGAAGAUGACGUCCUCAACCUCAACGUUGCCAACAUUGAGCAUAUCGAGAAGAAGAGGGAGAUGAACCCCACCAUGGACGCCAUUUACAUCCUCUCGCCCAAACCCCACGUCAUCGAAUGCCUGCUUGCCGACCUGGACCGACGAAGAUACCAGAAUGCGUUCCUUGUGUGGACCGGCGUCGUCGACCCACGUCUGCGGCGCCGCAUCGACGAGUCGCCUGGGAAGCGCAUGAUCCGUUGCUUCGAAACCCUUGCGAUCGACUUCUUCCCCCGCGAGUCGAACCUGGCCACCUUCAGGGAUCCCUGGAGCUUCCCGAUCCUGUACAACCCGGAAUGCAACGACCUCAUCCGGGAACACUUGCAGGGGUUGGCGCAAAAGAUCCUCGGCGUCUGUGUGACGCUCGGAGAAUACCCCAGAGUCCGGUACUACAAACCCGCGAAUGCCAUGCACGAGGCCAGCGUUCUGUGUGAGCAUCUUGCGCGCAUGGUGCAGGAGGAGCUCGACACGUAUGCGAACUGGAACCAAGACUACCCGCCACAGACGAACAGACCGGCGAGCACCCUCAUCAUCACAGACCGGUCCAUGGACAUCACAGCCCCUCUCGUUCACGAGUUCACCUACCAAGCCAUGGCGCACGACUUGCUGCCCAUCCGCGAGGGUGAGAAGAUCAUGUACCACACCGUCACCGACAAGGGCACGCCCGACGAGGCCGAAAUUGACUACGAGAUUACAGACAAGGACAAGGUCUGGACAGACUACCGGCAUCAGCAUAUGAAAGACACCAUUGGGCGGAUGACGGUCGACUUUAAGAAGUUCCUCGAGGCGAAUCCUGCCUUUGUCAACGAGCAGACAGGGCCUGGCAGUGUCAACAACUUGCGCGACAUGCUGGGCGGCAUGAAAGAGUUCGCCGCGCAGAAGGAAUCAUUCUCGCUGCAUAUGAGCAUGGCGCAGGAUGCUAUGAACCUUUUCCAACAGUACAAGCUCCCCGACGUGGCUUCUGUGGAGCAGAGCCUGGCGACAGGCAUGGACGAGGACAACCGGCGGCCGAAGAACAUACUCGAGUCUGUCGUGCGAUUAUUGGAUGACCAGGCCAUUACACCUAGCGAUCGACUGCGACUCAUCAUACUGUACAUCCUCUACCGCGAAGGUGUCAUUGAGAACGACAUUACUCUGCUGCUCGAGCAUGCCAAGCUGCCCAGGGACGAAGCAGUUGUCGUGAAAAACCUUGCCCAUCUGGGCGGCCGCGUCUUGCACAAUCUGAAGGAGGCUCGCCGUGCGCACCCCCCCGCAUUCCCCAAGAACACGAAGCCGCCCGAGGUCACGAGGAUACGCCCUGUCUCGCUUCGAGCCCGCCCUGCAGUCAGUCCUAGAAGACGUCGUGCGUGGCCUUGUCAGCGGUGA